CAGACUCACUUCUUCAGCCUGCCUGUACGGAUCUGUGUACAAAUCCCGUUUCUGAAAAGACUGCUGGCCGAGUGGACGAACCGACGAGAAAGGGACACAGAGCACAACCGUUUCUGACAUGCACUUUGAUAAAUCACCAAAAGAGAAGGCGUGUUGCACCCAGCUCACAGUAAAGAAACUUUUGGAGCAGAAGAGAAAACGCGAGACAUCAGCCGUGCUUCCCCCCUGCUCUGCUGCCAGUACAAGUCCAAUUCCUCCGACUACUAUUGCAGAGCUGACUACACCAGAGACGUUUACAUUUACAGGUGGAGCAAUAAGCUACUCUGACAUGGCAGUGAGCUAUCAUUCUUGCGCCCCAUCCCAUGAAUCCACUCACAGUUACUACAGCAGUGACCCAGGACCCAGUUAUGAUUCAUCCUACCUUCAGAUGCAACCUGAAUACAGCACACAGCAGCAAGUCUCAAUUUUUGGAGACUCAAUAUCUAUGCCAUAUGACUGCUCUAUGGCGGUUCCAGAACCCAGUGUGGCUCCAUCUUGGUCCCAUCUGAGUCUGAGUGAUAACACACAGCAUAUUUAUAGCUCUUCAAUGGAUACUUUAAAACUGGAGGAAGCUAGGAUGCUGCUCAGUGGGAUGGACUACAGCAGAGCCACUUGUCAGGACGAAGAUGGUGACACUAUCCUGCACAUCUACACAGCCAAAGGACUCCGGGAGUACGCCUUUGCUGCUGCAGAGAGGCUGAGGGAAGUGGGGAGGCUGGAUGCCAAGGAACACAAGGGAAAGACUGCCUUACUGGUGGCAGUGACGGCCAACCAGCCAGAGAUUGUACAGGAUCUUCUGUUGUUGGGAGCGGACAUAAACGCCUGUGACUUUAAAGGUCAAACUGCUCUUCAUUUGGCUGCCCACUAUGGAUUCCCAGCAGUUCUCCAGGCAAUUCUGUCAGGUAGACCAAAUCUCAACCUGGAAGCUCGCAACUUUGAAGGUAUGACGCCUCUACACUGUGCAGCCAUUUCUCACAGUGUCACCAUAAAAGCUUCUUCAGCUGCACCGGCAGACGUUAGUCUUCAGGCCAAAGCUGAGGAGAAGCUGUCGUGUGUACGGAUGCUUUUCCAUGCAGGGGCCUCCCUUCUCAGCCAGGAAAUCAAAAGUAACAAGACGGUGCUUCACUUGGCUGUGAAGGAGGGGAACAUUAAGCUGGUGGACUACCUGCUGGGGAGUCGCCUCCAAAACAUGAAAGACUUUGUUAAUAUGAAAGCCCAUGGUCACACGGCUUUACACAUGGCGGCGGGUCUUCAUGGCAACCAAAACCAGGAGAAGAUCCUGCAGCUGCUGCUGGACCGAGGAGCCGAUCCCAGCAUCCGCAACCUGGAGAACGACCAGCCAGCUCACCUGCUGCAGAGUGGCCCGCAAGGAGAACGGCUCAAAUUCAUGUUGAAAAGACGAAGCAGUUCUCGUUCUGGCAGGACCAGGAACAACUUAGAUCACUUGUAAUCCCGAUUUGCUGGGAU
Gambusia affinis (western mosquitofish) is the source of this 1506-nucleotide messenger RNA. RefSeq names its product NF-kappa-B inhibitor delta (gene nfkbid). The transcript has 12 exons. Gene Ontology annotation, biological process: regulation of gene expression. Gene Ontology annotation, cellular component: nucleus. NCBI's taxonomy places the organism in Eukaryota, Metazoa, Chordata, Actinopteri, Cyprinodontiformes, Poeciliidae. The coding region runs from base 119 to 1489 and encodes 456 amino acids. The record is from RefSeq and is a predicted model, not a curated record. Gene Ontology annotation, molecular function: protein binding.